GCCGCACUUCUUGAGUCGAGAAGGUAAGGCUUCUCAGCGCGCUCUUCCCAACUGCCUGGGGUCCGUCGGGAUACAACAUGGCGUCUCGCAAGGUGCUCCUCUGCCUUGCGGUAGCCCUCGCGCUGCUCGCACUGGCGGCGCCGCUCGCCUUCGCUGACGCGAACGCAGUCCGUGGAGACCUGAAGCUGAAGGCAAGCCGCCGCGCUCUGUCUGACGGCCAUGAAGAUCACGAUGGCCACGACGACCAUGACGACGACCAUCACAGCGGCGACGACCAUCACAGCAGCGACGACCAUCACGACGGCCACGACGACGACCACCAUUGGUACAGGUCGCCUUCCAAGUCUUCCAGCAGGUGGACCUCCAAGAAGUCUCCGUCCAAACCCUGGCGCUCGCCCUCCAAGUCGCCGAGCAAGUCUCCCGGCAAGUGGCACGAUGACCACGACGACGACGACAAGUAUCACAGGUCGCCCUCCAAGUCGCCGAGCAAGUCUCCCGGCAAGUGGCACGACGACCACGACGACGACAAGUAUCACAGGUCGCCGUCGAAUUCGCCGUCCAGGUCGCCUUGGCGCCGCCCGAAUUCUAGGUCGCCUACUCGCUCGCCCUACAAGUCCCCUGCGAACAAGCGCGAUGACGACGACCACCGCUGGACGGGCAAGUCGCCGUCCAAGUCGCCCGUGUGGGGCAAGUCCCCUGCGAAGUACCACGACGACCACGAUGGCGACGACCACCACAACGGGCACGAGGACGAUGAGCACGAGCACCACUACAGCACCGGGAAGCCCAGGUGGCAGCGCAGCUACCGCGACGACUGACUCAGUCGUCAGGCCGAGUCGGAGUGAGACACGAGCGCGGCGCCUUUCCAGUAGCACGACUCCGUGAGUCUUAAAAUACUCUCAGGGGAUUCCGAUGAGGGUUUCGAGGUUUUGUUGGGGGGUGGGUUUCAGGGCAGGUAUGACGCAUCCACGCCGCGGCGGGCUCAGCACUCCUGAUGCUCGUCGUCGCCUAGUUUUGCGAUUGCCAUGUCAUGGGGGAUUUCCUUUGAUGCCGGUAGUGUUUUGUGUGUGUGUGGGGGGUUGCGGUUAGAGAUUGAAGGAGAUGUAUCGAUAUCCGGCAAUAACAGUAUCAU
Messenger RNA from Closterium sp. NIES-67, 1132 nucleotides. The record is from the annotation of a GenBank genome assembly. Lineage: Eukaryota; Viridiplantae; Streptophyta; Zygnematophyceae; Desmidiales; Closteriaceae.